This is a messenger RNA of Thelazia callipaeda (thelaziosis nematode), 603 nucleotides long. Lineage: Eukaryota; Metazoa; Nematoda; Chromadorea; Rhabditida; Thelaziidae. The record is from the annotation of a GenBank genome assembly.
AUGGAUGACAUCGUAGACGGUAUUAAGUCAUCAGUUAUUCGUUGGUGGGCCGCUGUCAGUUCUGAUAAACGACCGAAACCGAACCCAGCAAGAAUGGUUACUGUAGAUGAGCUGCCAAUGUACCCUGAUGAAACUCAUUAUUACGAGGAAGUGCGCGAAACUUCCUUACCGAUAGAGGAGGAAAUAUCAUUAUUAAGGCAAGCUGCAAUGCAUCGAUUCGGAAAUUGUGAAGUAAGUUUUAAUAUGUUGGUUGCCAAAUCUCAAAAUUUGCGAUUUUUAAAUAUAUGUUUUGGAGAAAAGGUCGAGAGAAGUUGUCACAGUAGCUCAAGUCGACGUUUGCAAGAAGAGUAUGGAAUGUUACCAAAAGCUGCUGCUAUCACUGUUGGUGGUCUUGCAGGUUUUCUCUUUGGCAUGAAAAAGUCGGUGUUUCGUAGAUUUUUGUAUUCCGGUGUUGGUUUGUUAACAAUGACUGCAUUUUGUUAUCCGUACGAAACGAUCGCCAUCACUCGCACCGCAGUGGAACAUAGUAAGAUGACUUGGGAUAGUUUUGUUCGAAGUAAGUUUUUCUUAGUCUUUUUCGCAGUUAGCAAUAGUAAAUUGUAA